Caenorhabditis remanei is the source of this 324-nucleotide messenger RNA. RefSeq lists its product as uncharacterized. The transcript is spliced from 3 exons. NCBI's taxonomy places the organism in Eukaryota, Metazoa, Nematoda, Chromadorea, Rhabditida, Rhabditidae. The coding region runs from base 1 to 324 and encodes 107 amino acids. The record is from RefSeq and is a predicted model, not a curated record.
AUGUUGGGGCCUCGUGGAGCACUAUCGGAUGAUUUCUCGGAUCAAGGAAUAGAAGAAGACAUGGAUGACACUCGGAACGGACGGGUCAAUGUCCCCUGGGAGAGAGGAGUUGAAAACUCCUGGGAGGGAUCCAUGAUGUCCGAAACGGACAAUGAGAAUGCUCCUCCAGAGCACCAGGAGGACGAGCACGUUGCUCGCGAGGAGCUUCUCUGGGAGAGCACUCCGCUCAAGCGCCCACACGAUCCGUGGGACGAUCCAUGCGAGCGGAAGCUCAAGUAUAGGAAGAUGGAAGGCCAGAAGGAUGGAGAGCACAAGAAGAAUUGA